This is a messenger RNA of Zeugodacus cucurbitae (melon fly), 5330 nucleotides long. RefSeq names its product serine-rich adhesin for platelets (gene Rassf). Gene Ontology annotation, biological process: signal transduction. The record is from RefSeq and is a predicted model, not a curated record. The transcript is spliced from 8 exons. NCBI's taxonomy places the organism in Eukaryota, Metazoa, Arthropoda, Insecta, Diptera, Tephritidae. Bases 717 to 3239 code for a protein of 840 amino acids.
UUGUUCCAGUGCCAUUCGCGAAGCAAACAAUGCAUUUGUUUUAUUUUUCGCCUCCAAAUAAGUAGGAAAACUUAUUGUCUGCAAUAAAAUAAACAAUAUAUUGAAAUAAACAAUUUAUUGCAGCGAUAGCACAUGAAGUGUUGCGGUGUGCGAGUUCAUUAAACAUAGAUAAUUAUACUGACUGCAAUUAUUCAGAACACGUUUAGCGAUUUGCGUUGGCGGUGACUGCGGCAACGCACUGGUUAGCAGCAAUAAUUUAUAAUUAUUUACAUUAAAAUUAUUGGAAUGAUAUAACGAUAUAGUAAAGUGCCAGUGGGAAAAAGAAAAACUAUGUUGAGAAACUGAAAACGCAGUGAGUUCAGUGUCCUCUAUGCCCUUUGUGGCAAAUUUGUUUCCGUUUUUUGUAUUCUCUCUUGAUCGGUUGCGUGCUUCAGCUAUUCGGCUUGUGAAUUCUUGUUUUUACCAAUUAUACUAUCCACAUACUCGCGUUUUUUUUUUUUUGGUUUCUGUUUGACGAUCAUUUGCAUAUUUUAUAUAAAGUUUAAUACGUCACGCGUUUAAACGGAACAAAGUAAAAAUAAAAGAAAACUCGAUAGUGGCUAUUAGCGUGUAAUUUAUACAGACUAUUCUGGAAACAGGGUAUAAAGUAGUCGCUGCUUACAGCGAAUUUUUCUUCCAGCACACUUGACACUGCAAAGUGAAGGUAGCGCGUAAAUAUGUGGAAGUGUCACAAAUGUGGAAAACCAGUCUAUUUCGCGGAGCGCAAACAAUCGUUAGGCUACGAUUGGCAUCCAGAAUGUUUACGUUGUGAGGAAUGCGGCAAGCGGCUGAAUCCAGGCCAACAUGCCGAGCAUAAAGGAGUGCCUUACUGUCAUGUGCCAUGCUAUGGUGCGCUCUUCGGACCGCAACUAUUCGGACAUGGCACACGUGUGGAAUCACAUAAGAGCUAUGGUGUAAAAGGAGCACAACGCUCUUUCAUUGGCAAUGGUGGCCCGGUUUUGCCUAGAGAUCAUUUGGAGAGUAAACUAAAGGUUUACAACCAAUUUUACGACAAUAAGAGCAUGGAAAUAAGAAGCCGCGAAGUGAAUAAUCGGCUAAUACUAGAAGGUGCAUUGCGAGUUUCUUGGGGUGUACAUGGUGUGAUACAUCUGAAAGAAGACGAUGAUCAGCGUACUCUCGUUGUGCGUAAAAGGAAUUCAAAGCGUGUUUCAAAAGCAGCUGAUGACAGCCCAUCGGAUAAGGAAAACGACAUUAGCGAGUCACUGGAAGCGCCAACAACAGCAAGUGAAGUCGAAAACAUGUCAACAGAUAUAUCGCUCUCAGAGAGCAUGACAUUCGACUCAAGCAGUUUGAAUGAAUACCCGCUGACAGAUUUACCCACAACGCCAGAAGAAGCCUCUGCCAAUACCACUGCUGGUGCUGAUGGUGCUGCUGUGCCUUUACUAAACGGCACCAUUGGGCGUGCUAACGAUGACGAAGAGUCCGUAUCCACAAGCACUUUAUGUGGCACGGAUACAACGAUCACUACAGCAUCCACCAGUUGCAUGUCGGCAACUUUGCCUUCGAAAUUGGAUAAUUUAGAGAAAUUGGAAUGGGAUGAGAUCGACGAUUUACUACAGGUGGAGCGUCGCGUUAGCGAAAAGGAUAAAAUUUAUGAAACGAUGCCGGUGAAAUUGCCGUCGUCCCAAACGUCUUCCAGCGGUAGCUCACCCUCAAAAACGAUUUCGGCACACAAUCUCACCGAAAGCACGAAUACCACCAGCGAAGUGCCAUCGCCAUCGCCAUCAUCACCAACGUCUUCUUCCACAACUACCAAUAAUAGUAAUAGCAAUAGUGAGAGUACCAGCACUUCUUCCGACAAUUUUGUCACCGCAACAUCGGCGACCAUAAACACCAGCACUACAACAGCGGAUAAUUUCGAGUCGUCCGAUGAUGCCACACUCAAACCGAUGGAUUUUGAGGAAUUCAAACGUAGUGUUCAUCUAGAUUAUGUGAGUGGUGCCAAUUCGUUUCGUGAGCCCAACGAGGACUCGCUGAAGCGCAACCAGCCAAUCGAUCCGUCGAGAAUAAACGAUUCGCUCAAGUUCUACGGCGAGAGCCCGAUGAGCAAGAGUUUCAAUUGUGAGCAUGCCUUGCGUUCCAUCGAUGCGAAUUUAAUCAACGAUACGCUACAUUUGAAGAGCGGCACUGCUAGUCCUCACUCAAUGCAACGCAUGUAUGCCUUGCAAAAGAGUGGCUCCGCCACAGCAGCAACGGGUGGCAACACCAAAAAUCUAUCAACGUAUCAAUAUGGACACCACCAUUUCGAUAAGGGCAUAAAUCGCUCCAAGUCAGGACCGUCGUGUUUUGAUUACUCGGACAGCGAUGAUGACGACUCAACGCUGAAACCGCAACAAUCGGCCACCAUACGACGUAGUGAUGUGCCGCAACGGUAUCUGAAAAUCGAAAUGGACUGCUAUCCGAAAGAUAACGACAAAGGUAGUGUUAGUGAGGCGGAUUCCAGUCGCGCCGAUGCGCCAUCAAUUACCGUGUCAAACAGUGGUAACGCUGGUGGCGAUGAGUUGACGCAGACGGAGGAGAUGUACACGGCUAGCAGGGGAGGCGGAGAGAUGCACAAUGGCGGCGUUGGCGGUGAUGAUGAUGAUGAUGCCGAUCCACCGCUGCAUGUUACCGAGGACGGCGUGGUGUUGCGUAGGCCGCCUCGCACUGGUGCCGCAGCCAUCAAGCGCCGCAGUGGCAACAGAAGAUCACGCACAAAAUUAAAGCGUCGCUGUUCCAUCAAUGGACACUUUUAUAAUCGCGAAACAUCGUUCUUCACGCCGCCUUACGGUUCGCUAAUGUCGGUGUGGGUCACAUCGUUGGUCACCACAAACGAUGUGAUCAAUUUGCUGUUAGAGAAAUAUAAGGUCGACAGUGCUGUGGAGAAUUUUUCGCUCUUCAUUAUACGCGAUAAUGGCGAACAGAAACGCUUGAAAGAGACUGAUUAUCCGUUGUUGACGCGCGUCAUGAUGGGACCGCAUGAGGAUGUGGCGCGGCUCUAUCUGGUCGAUGCGAAGAAGACGGAUGAAAUUAGCAAUGAGGUGGCUCAGUUCAUAAACCUCUCACUGCCCGAGUGUCGAGCAAUUUUGGAACGCUACGAUGAUGAGUUGGAGCGCGAAGUGACCAAAGUUAGAGAUAGAUAUGCCGAGUUGCGUCGUCGCAUCAUCAAUCGCAUGGAAUCGCUGAAGGUGCAUCUAUAAAUAUGCUUCAAGUUUGCCUCGUUUACUCUUUUACCGUACUUUUACAUUUACAUUUCGUUUCAAUUUCUAUUGAAAUCGUUGUCUCAAAUAUUUUUUUCACGCUCGAUGCGUGCGCACUUAAACUGUUGUAACAGCUCAAAUAUCAUGCAAAUAACAAAUUUACAUAGUUUUAGUGGUAAAAAUGCACAUAAGCAGCAGAUGUAACGCAUUUAAAGAUUCUCAAUUAGCACAAAAAUAAGGGUAAUUUUCGAAAAUUAAGUUUUCGAAAACUUCGUUUGCGCCAAAAAAUCGGUUUGAAAACUUCAAUAUUGAAUAAUUAAAACACGAAAUUGUGCUGCCUUUUAGAACAAUAAUAGAAAUUAAAAUGUUGUAGUAGUAGCAGCAAUGAAUCGACGAUUUGAAAAACAUGAUGUUUUAGAAACGCUAAAGGUUCGAAAUAUGUCAAUUUGUUGUGAUUCGAAUAUUGAAAAAUACUGCAAAUCCUGAAGUUUCGUAAUUUAAUGCUGUAAAUUGUUCUAAUGUUCGAAAUUCGAAAAUUAAAAAAUUUCGAAACGUCAACUUUUCGAAAAUAAAUACAAAUGUUUGAAUUUUUUGCUAUUUGAAAAAAAAAUCUGAUCGCAAAUUCUUGAAGGUUUUUGAAUAUGUUCGAAUUGCUAGCGUUUCGAAAACUAAAUUAAUGUUUCGAAUUUGAAUCUUAAAUAAUUUCGAAACUUAAAACUUUUUAAAAGUAAAAAAUAUGAAAGUAAAAAAAGAGAAAAAAUGUUCGAAUUUUUAACUAUUUGAAAAAAAUCAAAUCACGAUCCUUCGAAUGUUUCGAAAACUUAAAUUUUAGAGAAAAAAUCUUCGAAUUCUUAAUUACUAAAGAAAAAAUCUCAAAUCAUAAGUUAGAAAUCUCGAUUCGGUUGGUGACUUAUACCAAUUCGAAUUUGUCGAUUUACUUUGAAUCCAUAGCGUUUACUGUGUUCGAAUUACUUUUCGAAUGUGCAAGCAUUUUUCAUAUAAUUUCUAUAACGUGCUAAAUGAAACAAAGCUCCAGUGAAGAUGCAAUAUAAUGUCAAUUGAUAUAAAAUACUUUUAAAAACAUUUGUGAAUCUCUUUUUGAAAUUCGUAAGAGAAUGCUCCUAUAGUAUAUAUAUCGUAUAAGCGUUUCUUUUCAAGAAGCAUUACACGUAAAAAUUAUAAUAAUAACAAUAACAUAGUUGUCUUCGAUUGGACAAUAUUUGGAGAGUGUCGAUUCGAACAAAUAACUGGUAUAAAUUAAAAGGACUGGUAUAAGCAUUAGAAGGGAUACUAGAGGGAGUUUAUAUCGUCUGCCUAAGGCAGCUACCGGCUGUUUUGUAUUGAAUAACAUUUUGUUACUGUCUUUUGUAACUCGUUUGACAAGAUGACCGUGUUCAAAUCUAGUGUGUAGUGUUCGAAGAUGCGGAUACAGUUUGAACAUAACGAGCAGAGAAGUAGCGAAUCGAAUUUGGCCAAUAUUUCAACUUAGCCAUACAUAUAUUUGAGCGAAAUUCUAUUUUAAGCAGAAAUUGUACGCUGCCAAGCCAUCUCAAAAUGUUUAAAGUAUUCAAAAUUACUCUCACCACAUAUUUUCUAUCAACCUAGGCUUCAAAUUGUAACAAAUGGGUGUUAAACGUGCAAGUAUUAUUUUUAAAAUUUGGAAUUGUGCAACAUUUUAUUGCAUUUAAAUAACGGUUAAUAUGUGUAAUUGUCACUAACAAAUGCCAUUUUUACUUCGAUUACAAACAAUUACAUAAACAUAUCCUUAUAAGCUAUAUACAUAGGUACUUUGGUUUGUUCACUCGCUCCUGCCAGCGAGUAAUAACAAUUUAUUUAUUAACCAAAAAUUUUUUGUUUAGCUUUAAGUUACUAAAAAAAAUGUAAUACACAAUUACAAAAACAACAUAAUCAAAACUAUUAUUAUUAUUUUUAUUUAAUUUUUUUAUUUUUAAUUACAAUUUAUAUAAUUAGCAUAAUUAUGCAAUACUUUUCUUUGUAGUAUUAGUACAACAACAAAACAAAUAAAUGAACAAAUGUUUGCAAUAUAAAUACAAGAAGCAACAAAUUAAUGGCGUGAAGAUCAUUUUUAAU